AUGGCCGCCGUCUCAGCAACAGAAGACGAUCUCUAUGGAGGUUUCGAUGCCUACGAUCAUGCGUACGAUACUGAGCAUCUCGCUCAAGAUCGUUCCUUUCAACAAGCAGUGGCUAGAUCAAGUCACGGACGCCGACCAACCACAUCGAUGGCAGGCCGAGCCCCAUCGGCGUUUGGCAUGGCGCCACGUUCCAGCUAUGGAGGAGGAGUUUCCUCAUAUGGAAUUCAGAGUCGAACCGGAAGAACAUCGUUCGCAACCAGAAAUGAGCCAGCCAGACCGAUGACCGCCGUAAGAGCCGCCGGAUAUACCUCAUUCGCCAAUAAAGUUCAAGCUGCCGAAUCAGCCACAGUAUCCGAUGCGAAAAGCACAGACACAAUAGAGCAGAAAUGCAAGGAAAUGGAGCAACGAGUGAUGGAUAUGUUAAAGGAAAGCGUAUUCGCCGCCGAAAAGCGAAGUCUCAAAGAGGCUUUGGAUAAAGCAAAGGAGGCUGGUCGACGUGAACGAGCAGUCGUCAAAUAUCGAGAGCAGCAGGACGUGGUAGAAUCAAUGAAUAUCGACUUGACGUUUACCGUACUGUUCAAUUUGGCUCAACAGUACAUGGCAAAUGAUAUGGCGAACGAGGCUCUUAAUACUUAUCAGAUCAUUGUAAAGAAUAAAAUGUUCCCGAAUUCUGGUCGUCUGAAGGUCAACAUUGGCAAUAUAUAUUUCAAGAAAAAGGAUUACAACAAAGCAAUAAAGUACUACCGCAUGGCCUUGGAUCAGGUGCCAAGUAUACAAAAAGAGACAAGGUAA
Molecule: messenger RNA, 792 nt
Organism: Ostertagia ostertagi
Lineage: Eukaryota; Metazoa; Nematoda; Chromadorea; Rhabditida; Trichostrongylidae
Source: the annotation of a GenBank genome assembly